Beta vulgaris subsp. vulgaris (sugar beet) is the source of this 797-nucleotide messenger RNA. Its product is annotated as NADH dehydrogenase [ubiquinone] 1 alpha subcomplex subunit 2. The transcript has 4 exons. The record is from RefSeq and is a predicted model, not a curated record. NCBI's taxonomy places the organism in Eukaryota, Viridiplantae, Streptophyta, Magnoliopsida, Caryophyllales, Amaranthaceae. Bases 179 to 475 code for a protein of 98 amino acids.
CCAAUUAAAGAGUUGACGAAUUUCGUUAAUCGAUCUCAUUUCAUCUUCCUCCAAUUUGAGGAACACAUAAAAACAGUGAGCGGAAGAACAUUCCGGCCAAGCUUGAAAUAUUCCGGCCAACUUUUAUCUACGAGAUCUGAAACUUCGACAUUCCAAAAUCUGAAGGGUUUGAUUAAUCAUGGCUUGGAGAGCACAAUUAUCGAAGAACUUGAAGGAGCUUCGUGUUCUUCUCUGCCAAACUUCCCCUGCAAGUGCUGAAGCUAGAGCUUUUGUUGAGAAAAAUUACAAGGAAUUGAAGACAUUGAACCCCAAAUUGCCAAUCUUGAUUCGUGAGGCCCGUGGCGUGGAGCCUCAACUUUGGGCCAGAUAUGACUUUGGUGUUGAAAAAGGUGUUCGCCUGGAUGGCAUGAAUGAGGCACAGAUAUCGAAGGCGCUUGAGGAUCUUGUGAAAGCCGGGGGAGGUGUCAAAGCUUGAGCCUUCUCCUUCGAACAGUUGGACAUCAGUUUGCUUCUUUUGCUUUGGCCAUACCUAGAGAAAGUGAAAUGCACUCUGUCUCUCCAUUUUCUUUCUCUGUAUCAUUUGAAUGAACUAGCAUUCAUCCUCUAUGAUAGAUAGCAAGAGGGCAUCAGGCGACGACGGCCACUCUUCAACUUUUGCCCCUUCGAUUGUUUUAGAGUUGAGUUUUUCCUUACUGUAAUAAUCAUCCUGGAAAUUCACUGCUAACUAUUCAAGAUUUCAAGUACUAGACUGUGUCUUGGACUUGUUAAAUUUAUAAUAACUUCCAAAAUCACUUUCA